Messenger RNA from Branchiostoma floridae (Florida lancelet), 2672 nucleotides. RefSeq lists its product as uncharacterized. The record is from RefSeq and is a predicted model, not a curated record. Gene Ontology annotation, molecular function: protein binding. Gene Ontology annotation, cellular component: cytoplasm. Bases 23 to 1828 code for a protein of 601 amino acids. Lineage: Eukaryota; Metazoa; Chordata; Leptocardii; Amphioxiformes; Branchiostomatidae. Gene Ontology annotation, biological process: apoptotic process; proteolysis; signal transduction. The transcript has 5 exons.
CACAUCAGUCCCUGAACAAGUCAUGAACCUGUCCAACAUUAAGAAGUUAAUCUUGUCACAUAACAGAAUUUCCUGCCUUCCCCUGAAUCUGAGCCGAUUGGCCCAACUGGAGGACAUGAACAUUACUGGAAACCCCCUGACAUACCCUCCUCCUGAUGUCCGUAAGAAAGGCACAGCCGCCAUCAUGGACUUCCUUAGAAGGGAUUUGAAGGAUAAAGAAGAGAGAGAACUAAGGAAAGUCUUCCACCGUUUCUCUCAAAGCGUUACUGAAUCGAGUGAGGUGGAAGAUCUGGGCGGAGCACUCGGGCUUACAGCAGAUGAGAUGAUCCACACUUUAAGGAACACAAAACCGAGUUCCCAGGCCUAUCAAGUUCUAUCAAAGUGGAUGGAGACGAACGGGGAAGCGUCCAUGGACAAGCUUCAGCAGGAGCUGAGUGAGUGUGGUAUGAAUCAGCUGGCAGAGAAGGUCAACAGGAUUCAGGCUCAACCGGCUAAGCGGCAGGCAGCCGAAGGGACUUCUCGUGACGUGUGUCAGGAGGAACAGCAGACCAAUGACACCCUGGCACAGCUACGGGAGGAAAACCGCACUUUGAGAGCCCUGGUGGAAGAACUACAAGGCAACAAGACGUCAAAAUGUCGAGGACCUGGAGCCAAGCCUGUGGUAGUUGUGCUCAACGAUGAGUAUGGAACUGCAAAGGGGGGCGUAUCCACCAUCCACUGCCAGUUGGCGGCCCUACUGGCUUCCAAAGGUGCUGAGGUCUAUUCUACAGUCCUGGGUGCCACAGAAGACGAUAAGCAGGAUGCAGCUCUUCAUGGGGUUCAGCUUAUCUUUCCAACAACGUCCAAACGUGACAAGAGAAAGCCCUGCCUUGAUUGGCUGACCUUUGACCACAAGACUCGUUAUCCGGACCUUCCUCCAGUGGACUUCAUCGUCGGCCACGUGCCCAUCACAAGCCAUGCAGCAAGACAGAUCAAGGAGCAACGGUUUCCUGACGCCAAACUCGUCCAAGUUACUCACGUGAUGCCAGAAGACACCAGCCAGUACAAGAGUGAUGAGAGGGUGUUGAGCAUCGGAGACGAGCAGAGAAACAUUCUUGAAGACCUAGAGCAUGCUGACGUGAUCAUCUCAGUAGGCCCAUACCUGCACGACUACUACAAGCUUGAGACGCAAGGUUUCGAACCCCACCACGAGUUCCUGCCUAAACCAUCCGACAUCUUCAGCAUAGCAAGGGUAAAAUACGUCGACGCCAGCACAAAAGUGGUUCUGUCCGUCGGCAGGGUCAAGGGUGUGGAAAGGCUGAAAGGGUACGAUCUGGUCGCAAAGUCCAUGAUCCAGGUGUUCAUAGCACUACCCAACACCAAAUGGCGAGCCCGCGGCAUCACAAAAGAAGAUUUCCAGGAGAGCAGGGACAUCAUCCAGUCCAACGCAGGUAAAAUCAAUUUCACCCCCCUGGAGUACGGCACACAGAAGGAGCUGCGCAAGGACAUGGAGAAGGCAAGUGUCGUUCUGAUGCCGUCACGUGCAGAGCCAUUCGGUCUGGUUGGUCUGGAGUCCAUCGCUGCAGGGGUGCCGGUCCUGGUUUCCCACAAGUCUGGUCUUGCAAUGUUCUUGAAGAAACAAGACCCCGAGUUCGAUCGCACGAUCGUAGAGAUCGAAGAUGAUGACGAUGAAGCCGCCAAAACCCUGUCCAAGCGCAUCAUCAAGAUCCUAAAGGAUGGACCCAGAGAGUUUCAGGCCGCACAAAGUUUGAAGAAAAAGCUUUUGGACUCAAAGUACUGGACUGCAUCACACGCCAAUGUCAUCCAAACCUUUGGUCUGGAAGGCUAGCUUCUAACCACAUUGAGUUAAUUUCUACCUAUUAUUCGAGUAACAUGUUAGCUCAAUUUUAGCUCUAUGUCUGAGUGUUGAUUUCUAUGACUUGGCCUCCAGAAUGCUGACUCCUGAUGAACCUAUUGCCGCCCAAGGCAUAUUGUAAAAGCUGUCAUGAGUAGCACACUAGUGAAUAGUUGUCUAACUAUCCCAUACGCCAUCAAGACUAGUGGUGUUUAAUGCACAGCAGUGGACAACUGGGAAGUACCCACAUGAACUGCCUGCAUGUUAAGUAUCCAUUCCCUAUUGUGAAAGAAGAAGAUUACAUGUUAUAGAGCCCUGAGGAUUCCUGUACUUAUAACAUGCACACAGUUGUGCACACUACAUUCCAGUUGAAUCCCGGGAUACUGUAUAUUUAGACUUUGUCAAAUCUUGCACAGCAGUGUGAUGAGGUAUUGGAUUUUAAACAUUUGUAUAUUUUAUGAUGAUGUUUGUGACUAUAACAACAUUGCUAAAAAUUUCAGUAUAUACAGAUGAAGCUUAAAGGUAGUAUAGUUUGAUCUGUCUCUACAUGAUGUAACAUGUAAAUUUGUAAAGCUAGUAUGAUAUAAUGAUGUUGUACAUUGUAUAUCUACUGUACAUUCAAGAAUAAUAAUUGCCAAUGAGACUUUGACUCUAAAAGUAGAACUUGCUGUUGUAACCAUUUGGUUAAUGCAGAUACUUAGACAUGGACACAUCUUUCACAACAGUGUGAUGAGUUAUUGGAUUUUGUAUAUUUGUAUAUCUUUAUGAUCAUGGUUGAAAAGCUUGUAAAUGUAACAUUACUUAAAGUUGUAGUAAAUAAAUAAGAUGAAGCUUUGAA